Molecule: messenger RNA, 663 nt
Organism: Pseudoliparis swirei
Lineage: Eukaryota; Metazoa; Chordata; Actinopteri; Perciformes; Liparidae
Exons: 2
Coding region: 40-423 (127 amino acids)
Source: RefSeq, a predicted model, not a curated record
GCCACCAGUGAACCAGUUUUUCUGGAAGCUCAAACAACCAUGACAUGCGACAGUGUUACCACAAACACAGAAAGGGACCAGAUGGACAUGGACCCGUCGGAGCUGCCCACUCCCGAGCCCCAGUACCCGUCGGUGCUGCCGACCUCCGAGGUCCAGGACCCGUCGGAGCUGCCGACGACCCCUGUACCCCGGGACCCAUCGGCGGAAGGCCGACCCUGGUUCCCCGUGACCCGACGCCGCUACCGACCCCUGAUCCCCGGGGCCCGUCGGCGGCGCCUAUUGCCCCUGCCCCGUCUCCAUCCCGGUCAGUCCCCGCUCCCCGUCCCCCGGUCGACCCCAGAGGUCCCUCCUUCCGAGCCCGGUUCCCCAGAGCCCCCUCCUCCGCCCAAGCUCUCAUGGGGGGGGGGGGGGCAGGGGGAGUAGGUUAGGCCGGAUGGAGCCCCGGCCUAAAUCAAGUGGUGGGGAUAUAUGGCAGCUGUCCCCAAUCUGGCCUCGGCUGCUGGCUGGUUGGUAAUCAGUCAGCUGCUCUGACUGAUUGGCAAUCAGUCAGCAACCGAUGCUGCUUGUAUAAAAGGGCAGCAGAGCUGGAGGGAGGGGGGAAGUGAGCGGAGGCGCAGGUUUUGCGGUCUGCUGUGUGUGUGAAUAAAAUGUCGUUCAACGAAA